CGCACAGAAGCUGCCGCCGGCUUCUAAAGCAGCGGCGGCGGCGCUGGUUUAAAGGCGCUUCUCUGAAGCGGAGUAGGCUUUCGCUCAGACGGAGAAGGAUCGCGGACCCACGGCGCAAAAGGAGGAGCCCUUGACGCACGCAGCUAUACCACCAUGCCUGGAUCUCUCCCUGUAAAUGCUGAAGCCUGUUGGCCAAAAGAUGUGGGAAUAGUUGCUUUGGAGAUUUAUUUCCCUUCCCAGUAUGUUGAUCAGGCAGAGUUGGAGAAAUUUGAUGGUGUUGAUGCUGGAAAAUACACCAUAGGCUUGGGUCAGUCCAAGAUGGGCUUCUGCUCAGACAGGGAGGAUAUCAACUCACUGUGCCUCACUGUAGUUCAGAAGCUUAUGGAGAGGAACAGUCUCUCCUACAAUUGCAUUGGAAGGCUUGAAGUUGGAACAGAGACAAUAAUCGACAAAUCCAAAUCUGUAAAGACUGUCCUGAUGCAGCUCUUUGAAGAAUCUGGUAACACAGAUGUGGAAGGCAUUGACACAACCAAUGCCUGCUAUGGAGGCACUGCUGCACUCUUCAAUGCUAUCAACUGGGUGGAAUCCAGUUCCUGGGAUGGUCGCUAUGCACUUGUUGUUGCUGGGGAUAUUGCUGUUUAUGCCACUGGAAAUGCCAGACCAACUGGAGGAGCUGGUGCUGUCGCUAUGCUUGUGGGUCCAAAUGCACCUCUGAUUUUUGAGAGAGGAUUGCGUGGGACCCACAUGCAACAUGCCUACGACUUUUAUAAGCCUGAUAUGGUAUCUGAGUAUCCCAUGGUUGAUGGGAAAUUAUCCAUACAAUGCUACCUCAGUGCAUUAGAUCGCUGCUACUCUGUCUAUCGCAAGAAAAUCUGUGCUCAGUGGCAGAAAGAGGGAAUUGACAAGGACUUUACACUGAAUGACUUUGGUUUCGUGAUAUUUCACUCUCCAUACUGCAAACUUGUACAGAAAUCAGUAGCUCGUCUGUUGUUGAAUGACUUUCUUAAUGACAAGACAUCCAUUAAUGAAAAUGGUAUCUACAGUGGACUGGAAGCCUUUAGAGAUAUAAAACUGGAAGACACAUACUUUGAUCGAGACGUGGAGAAAGCUUUUAUGAAGGCCAGUGCUGAGCUGUUCAACCACAAAACAAAAUCUUCCUUGCUUGUUUCUAAUCAAAAUGGAAAUAUGUACACACCUUCAGUCUAUGGCUGCCUUGCUUCUCUCCUAGCUCAGUAUUCACCUCAGCAGUUGGCAGGACAGAGGAUUGGAGUUUUCUCUUAUGGCUCAGGAUUUGCUGCUACCCUCUACUCAAUCAAGGUUAGCCAAGAUGCAACUCCUGGCUCUUCCCUGGAUAAAAUAACGGCCAGUAUGUCUGAUUUGAAAACAAGGCUUGAUUCAAGGAAACGUAUUUCUCCAGAGGUGUUCGCAGAAAACAUGAUGCUUAGACAAGAGACUCAUCAUUUAGCUAAUUAUAUCCCAAAAUGUUCUGUGGAUGAUCUCUAUGAUGGAACUUGGUAUUUGGUGCGAGUGGAUGAGAAACACAGAAGAACAUAUGCCCGUCGCCCUGUGCUGGGUGAUGGGCCAUUGGAAGCAGGAGAAGAAGUUGUUCACAUGGGCCUUGCUCAUGAGCACAUCCCCAGCCCUGCUAAGAAAGUACCAAGAAUUCCUGGAAAAGCAGACUCUGAAGCAAUUGCCGUUUCCCUUUCCAAUGGAGAGCAUUAAAACACCUCUAUGAGGUGGAUGUUGAAAAGAUUAGGGGAGAGGUGGGGAGGUACACAGGAUUAAAUGUUAUUACUCACAUUCUGCUGUACAGUACUGCUUAAUUAGAGCAUGAAAAACUGUUACUCUUGAGGCUCUGUCUUUUGAUGCGGUUUGUUGACAUGUAGUUUCAUAACACUAAAAGUUCUCGUGCUUCUUGGAACAGAAAUUACAAGAGUGUUUUCUGAGAAACGUAGCUUGUUUCUAAAGAGUCAUGGUUCAAAACUAGGUACUUUAAUUUAGGCUCCGGAAAACGUCAGUUGUUUUCCUCCUUCCUCGAAACCCCAUUUUAACAAAGAUCUUUGCAAAUUUUGUAACAUUAUUGCUCAGCAAAGAAGUAAGACUUCUUUUUAAAGCCAUUAUUGAAAGGAAUUAAUGUGAUCUAAAGCCAUUAGCAUGUGUCAUCUUAGUAUUCAAAGUUAGGGUCCUAUGUGCCUUAACAAUCUUAAGCACCCUGUCUCUUAAAUAUAAACUUCUGCCGCUCAAAACCCCUGUGGGUUUGGAGAAAGAGCAGUGCGUUUGUUUUUCAAGGUGCUAUUAACUGGAGAAUUUUUUCCCAAUUGUUAUUACUAGUUCAAACCAAACUUCACCAGAAAGAUGGAGGUCUGUGAUGACUAUUGAUAAACUGGAUUUCAGUUGUAUGUACAUAUUUUAAAAACUACUCUCCCCCCCCCCCCAUCCCUCAAAUACCAUUUUGCAGUACUAGCCAAGCAUUAAUUCCCCUGAAGUGUAUGUGGCAGAAUAUGGAAAGGUGGAUGCUUGGCAUUUUAAAGCUGGUUGGAAAUGAAUUAUUUCAAAUGUAUGUCAUCUUUUAUAAAGGUUACCUAGGAAUAGGUUUUGCAUACUCAGCCUAUGAAGAACUUUGCAAAUGCUCAGCUUAAGAAUGGGUCAGUUCUGGAAUGUUUUGCUCUUGAAGUUCUGUUUUAUGUUUGUGCUGGGUGAUAGUGCAACAACAGAAGUUGCUCUGAACUGAUAUAUACGUAGCAUUCUGUUUCAAGUUUAUUUGAAAUUCCAUUUCCAGUUAUAUAUGAAUACUGAAAGGCUGAACCCUUCAAAGCAUUCAUUAUAGAAAAGUCAUACACAGAUUGGAGCUGUGCUGGUUCAAUACAGGCCUCUAUCUCUUUGAGGGUUUACUUGAUAAAACUACUUAGGUUGCCUGCCUGCCUAAGGCAACAGCAACGGAGGAGAAGGGGUUAUUUGAACUUCCCAGCAGACAUGAUAUGUGGCUUGUGUGCUCCAUUUAUUUGCAGGUUCUUCUCUUUAAUUGUCCAUUGACUACCACAGACCUGCUUCAGAGUAAAGGCUUUUUUGGCUAUUGCAACUGUGCUUUGGCCACGGUAAGCAUGUGUAUAGACUCUAUUGAGGGAAAUCCACUGACCAUGUUGGAUAGUCCUAGAUGAACUGAAACUAAAGGCAAAGAAAGCUCUUGGUUUGUAAAAUACAGUGCAUUUACACCAAACUCACAUUCUGCCCUGUUUUUAUUCUGCUUUAAAAGGCUACGAAAAGCUUUGUCUGAAAAUUUUUUUGCAAGAAUUGAUGCCCAUCACACUUAAGUUACAAAAAUGCAGGAUCUGAUGUUCUGUAGUUUGCAUUUUAAAAAGUUAGUCACUAAGGUUUGACAGUUUUCUGCAUCAGUUCAUCAUGUUAGACAUGCUUUGACUUAACUUGAAUGGUCUAAGUGCUUUGGCUACAUGUGACAAGAGGAGCGAAGGACAAGGCUGAUGUUUGUUUGUACAUUGUCAGAAGCAUAUCAAGUCCAUUGCAGGCAAUGGACAGGCUAAGAACCAUUGCACAAAAUGUAACCUUUAUAAACCUCACAAGCGAUGAGGCAGAUGCCUUGUAAAAUAAAUGUUGAGCUGUUUGAACUAUC
This is a messenger RNA of Sceloporus undulatus (fence lizard), 3628 nucleotides long. It is a transcript of the gene HMGCS1, whose product is annotated as 3-hydroxy-3-methylglutaryl-CoA synthase 1. The transcript is spliced from 10 exons. The record is from RefSeq and is a predicted model, not a curated record. Gene Ontology annotation, cellular component: cytosol. The coding region runs from base 154 to 1722 and encodes 522 amino acids. Gene Ontology annotation, biological process: acetyl-CoA metabolic process. Gene Ontology annotation, molecular function: hydroxymethylglutaryl-CoA synthase activity. NCBI's taxonomy places the organism in Eukaryota, Metazoa, Chordata, Lepidosauria, Squamata, Phrynosomatidae.